CGCAUGCGCCCGGGCUACGCGCCAAAAGCUGCUUUCAGCGGAGUUCAGCGCAUGCCCCCUAAGUUUUCUUCGGAUAGAGGAGAUCUUUACAUGCGUCUGAAUACUAAGAAGCUCUGUGUAGUUUUCUUGCGGGCUGUAUUGUGCCAGAAUGGUCGGAAACCACAGAAGAAAGUCCAAGCCUCCUGGCUCUGAAAAGUGUGACGAUGGAAUCGUUGUUGUAACUUCUCAUGAUGAAGUUGAUCAGAAUUAUAAAGAAUAUAUGAAGACAUUUUUCAAACGGUAUGAGCGACAUGUUCUAAGUGACAUUCUGUUAGAUCUUGAAGACUUUGUAUAUGACACUCCAGAAGAUCGACAUCUAUGGAACUUGUCAGAAGUAAGCUGUGUAGAGGCUUCAUCUCAAAAAACAUCAUCCUUAAAACAAUGUGAAGAUCUGAGUCCAGUCAGGAAACUGGUCCCCAGUGAUUCAACAGAAGCCAGCCCUUCCCAGCUUUCGAAAACGAAGAAAUUGCCUACAACUUCUGAUGUUAAAAAGAGAUCUGACCAAAUCUGCACCACUUUAAUGCGGUAUAAAGAAGAUAAUCCUUAUCAUGAUGAUCGUAAAAGCUGUGCUUCAAGACAAAAUAGUGACUCGAGUGUUCUUUGCAAGACUCUUCAUGUUGCAUUGUCCCCAGAAGCCACAGUUUCUGAAGAAAUGGACGACCAAGAAUGUUGUUUAAAAUAUCCUGGAAGAUAUAAUGAAAGUGUCUGUAAAACAGAAGAUAGUGGACCUUUGGACAAUGAGGAGGCAAGUUUCUUGGAUCCCGGAAAUAAAACUCUAGAGGACAUGUACCCACAGAUGAUUGAAAACCUCAGCAGGCUAUGGGAUUUCGGUAAAAAAAAACAGGCAGCUGAUAAUAUUGUUCGAUAUUACAAACGCCACUUUUGGCCUAAAAAGAAGGUAAUGAGAAUAAAAUUGAACAGACACAUGUCCCAGUCUGUUAAUAGGACAUACACAAUAAGCUCCGCACCCGAUUUUGAGGAAAUUGUGUCACCAUCUAAGUCUUACAAUUCCAGAAUGCUGAAAGGUUAUAGUCCAGGAUUUUCACAGGGACAGAAAUUCAGCAGCUUUGCCAGCACAAUCUCAGUUACAAUUAACCCCCAGAACAAUGCUAGUAAGGCCUUUGAAGGCAGCCUAGAUAAUGUGUCAAUAUCCCUACCCAGUCCCUUUCUAGCCCAAGUGCUGAACAAGAAAUAUAGCAUUAUUCCUCCUGAAACAGACCCAUUUUGUUACUGCUACAUGAGAAACGGACCUAACUGCUAUAUGAGUCAAAGAACAAAGAGCCCAAGCAAGGCCAUGACGACUCAAAGCCAGAUGGACAAAGAGAGAAACAAUGGAAGCUACAAAGAAUACACAAAGCAGCUACAGAAUAGAGCUGCAGGCACAAUUACCGGUAUCUCACAAUUUUCUUCAUUUCCUGUAUCUCACAGUCCAAGUAGAGAUUUUGAAAGUCUUUACAGAAAUCCAACUCACAGUAAAAUCCAGCCAGACCUUUCAUUGGGUAAAGCCCAAUUCCAGUUUUCAAAAACAGUUUAUUCUUCGGUUGACUCACCAGGCUCAAGAGACAAAAGGCCAGGCAGUCCUGAUUUAUCAAUGUCAAAGAAACCCAGGAGUGCUACUGAAUAUUUAUUCGGGGGAUCAAAACCAACCUAUAAGUCUAUGGACAGUAGUGAUGUGUCUUGGGUAGAAUCCAUCUCUCCUAGGUUGCACCAUUCGAUUUUUGCCUCGUCUGUGGAAACCCACAUGUUGCCUUACAGUCCAGUGUCGCUCAGGUCCUUUCCCCAAGAGGUUAAUGACAGAUGUCCUCUAACAACAAAUGCAAGCACAUAUAGGAAACUAAAUUACCCUGAAAACAAUGGAACAGUCUCUGAAAACUGAAAAGAAUCUCCCCAUAAUCAUCUCUCUUCCUUACUGGCUUUAAAACUGGAAUGUUCUAAAAUUACAAUAAUUUUAAUCUGAUGUCUCAUCAGGCAAUGUUGCCCUAUUUAAAGAGCACGUGAUAUAAUGAAAGGUUCGGCACCAAAAAUACUGUGCUUAUAAGAGUGUUUAGAGCAAAAACCGAACACAGUUUUACAGUUAUUCUUAAAGGAAUACUCUGGUGCAAAAGCGCUUAUCCCACCGCCGUUUUUUGUUGAGAUCGACACGCUCUCUUCCUGGAGAAAGCGGGCUGCUCAGACCCACCACGAUCAGACACUUAUCCCCUAUCCUUUGGUUAGGGGGUAAGUGUUCCUGUGCUGGAAUACUCUGUUAAACAUCUUGUUGUUUUAGUUAUUUUAUCUUAAAUAUUUGUAAAUGUUCUUUGAUUAUUGAAAAUCCUUUUUGUCAUAAAGUAGCCAUAUACUAGCAAAACAGAAGUUAGAGCAAUUGCUAGAUCUGGUAAAUGUUUCUUUUAUAUUUUAAGACAUGGCUACUUUUCUAUUUUUGUUGCUUUACACAGUUUUGAAAAGGUUACCUUAUUGAUCAUUUAACAGCAGAUUACACUUUUCAUUUUGUUAGUGUAUUCUAUCAAUACCAGUAUUACCAUCUAGUACUGAACAGUUAUAAGGAAAUCUUCCAAACUGCCGACAGCUGUCAGGACAAGGAGACGCAUGGUAUCUUUUAGAUAUCUUUUCAUGCUUCCAUAAUGUAGAAAAAUACUUUUAUUCCCCUGUGCAUAUGUGUUCCCAAGCCACUGAAGUGCAAAGGGGUUGGAACCCCGCCUAUCCUAUUCUCUGUCCCUGAUUGACUGACAACUGGAAGGAGAGUCCUGUUUUCAAUCUCGCACCUGUGCACAAUUUGCACGCACAAUGCAGGAACAAGAUUUGGAAACGGAGCUCAACUUCUAGAUAACUAAUCGGGAUGGGAGGGGAACAAGGAGGUGUUUCAGUCCUCAGCAUUCCAGGUUUGAGUGACUUUGUCUGUCCUUUCAUAGCAUAGGAAAAGGUUUAUAUUCUCUGUUGCAGUUUUAUGAAACGUACCAUGUACCAUGUCCUAACAGUGGCAGCAGUUUGGAACGAAAUUUGCAGCUGACAGAUACCUAUAACUUUUAAAAACUUUUGACAUGUUAUAGUAAAAAUUCUUAAGUUUUGAUCUUUAGAGAUUCAGGUAUUAAUACACCCCACCAUUGAGAAAACAAAGAGAAAACAAUUUACCAAAACAUGUCCAGAGAAAAAGUUGCUGAGUUUCUCAUAGCAACCAAUCAGCUUGCUUCCUUUCAUUUUUCAGAGUCCUUUAAAAAAAAUAAAAGAAGCGAUCUGAUAGUUUGCUGUGGGCAACUUUUUCUCUCGACAGGUUUUUAUAAAUCUUCCCCUUAGAAUUUCUGUGACUACAUACACCCCACACUCGUCUUUCAGAGGAGAGCCAGUUGGAAACAAAAGAGCACAUUAUGACCCGGAUUGCUUCUUCUCUUUUGUUUUAGCAAUCGGGGUGCAUCAGCAUUUCAACCUUUACUGAUCAAAAGUUAUGACAUGUCACAAAAUUUUAAAACUGAUUUUUUAGAAUUCAUUAGUGACAACCAACACGGCCGCACUUCCUGUAGCCGUAAUUGCUGUAGCCGGUAACUAACACGGCUGCACUUCCUGUAGCCAUAGUUGCCGUAGCCGUUAGUAUGUACUUUCAUUCCCCAUGAAAUAACAACAAUUCUAGGUCAACUUUUCUUUGUUCGUUGUGCCGUUCCUUUGUCUUGUAAAAAAUUUCCAGUACCACCAGCUAGGGGACGUGUUGGAUAGUGUCAGACAGUGAAGUUAGUUAUACAUUUCUAGUAAGAAUAAUAGAUGAAUGGCACAACACAGCUUUAAGAAAAGAUGCUCCAGAAUUAUUUUAUGGGGAAUACAUUUACUAAAACAGACAGAUCAGAAAAGGCCAAGGGUUCUCUUUAGCAUACAUAAUACAAUACAACGUUUUAAUUUAUCAGUUUACAAUUGUCUUCUCUUUGAUAACCUAUGAAAAAAUCCAGUUUACAGUUUGCUUCAGUCAGGUCUAUUUGUAAAUAUGAUCUUCUUUGUUUAAGACAUAUGGGAAAAAAGAGUGUUUUACCCAUGAGAUGCUGCAGUUUAAAGCCUACCUCUACUGAAAAAACACAUUUGAAGUGUUAUCCAGCAUAAUCUUGUCCCAUAUCCACAGAACAGGGGAUAGGUAUCUGAUUGUGGAGCACAACAGCUGUAGAUGGCACAUGCUCUAUUCACUUUUAUGGGAGUACUGAAGAAACAGGAGAGCUGUACACGGGCAUCUCCAGCGCUCCCAUACAAAUAAAUUGAGAGCGUACAGUCUUCAGUGCACGAUCUCUCUGAGCCCUCGCCCAGUACUGGAAAUUGCGCAUGGUCCAACCCCUACAGAUACUUAUCCCCUAUAAUAUGGAAAGAGGAUAAGAUGAUUUUUGCUGGACAACCCCUUUGAUAAGCUAUGUACUCCUGAAUUCAGGUUUUAAAAGUAGUUGGAUAUUAAUGUUGAAACAUAAUUAUUGUAUUUAUUGGCGUAUAACACGCAUUUUUAAUGCUAAAAUUUUUAGCCUAAAGUCUAUCUGCACGUUAUGCACCGAUAGACUGUUUGUGACCAUGCAAAAGCCUCUGCAGUUCCAUGAUUUAAAGUGGGUGCUUUAAAUCAUUGAACUGCAGCAGCUUCUGCCACUACCCAAUUCCCUCCCCGUCCCCGGUUUUAUAGUUAA
This is a messenger RNA of Hyla sarda, 4679 nucleotides long. RefSeq lists its product as uncharacterized. The transcript has 10 exons. The coding region runs from base 149 to 1915 and encodes 588 amino acids. The record is from RefSeq and is a predicted model, not a curated record. Lineage: Eukaryota; Metazoa; Chordata; Amphibia; Anura; Hylidae.